Humulus lupulus (European hop) is the source of this 1100-nucleotide messenger RNA. RefSeq lists its product as uncharacterized. The transcript is spliced from 5 exons. Lineage: Eukaryota; Viridiplantae; Streptophyta; Magnoliopsida; Rosales; Cannabaceae. Bases 69 to 935 code for a protein of 288 amino acids. The record is from RefSeq and is a predicted model, not a curated record.
ACUCAAAAAGAGUAAUCAAAUCAAAUCAAAGCAUUUCAAUCUUUAGCUAAAAUAAGAAAGAUAACAUUAUGUGUAUAGCAGUGUUUGUAUGGCAAGCUCAUCCUCUCUACCCUCUUAUCAUUUUCCAAAACAGAGAUGAGUAUCACAACAGGGAAACGAAGCCAUUGGGGUGGUGGGAAGAAUAUGAAAAUGGAGGGAUUUUAGGAGGAAGAGAUGAGGUGGCUGGAGGGACAUGGAUGGCUUGUUCUAAACAAGGAAGAGUGGCUUUACUUACCAAUGUUUUGGAGCUUCAUUCACUCCCUGAGGCCAGGACCCGUGGAGACCUUCCUCUGCUUUUCUUACAGAGCAGAAAAAGUCCCAAGGAAUUUGCAGAGGAAUUGGUAAAGGAGGCUCACCAGUAUAAUGGGUUCAACUUAAUUUUGGCUGAUAUAUCAUCAUCAUCUUCUUCAUCUAACUCCAUGGUUUACAUAUCAAAUCGCCCUAAAGGAGAGCCCAUUGUAGUGCAGGAGGUUCCUCCUGGCAUUCAUGUCAUUUCCAAUGCUAAGCUUAACUCUCCUUGGCACAAGGCUCAGCGGUUGGAAUUGAGGUUCAAGGAGGAGAUGAGUAGAUACCAAGAAAGUGAAAUCCCAGUGAAAGAGAUGAUUGAGAAACUAAUGAGAGACAGAGUUAAAGCUGAUAAAAGUGAGUUGCCUGGUAUAUGUGCUCUUGACUGGGAGUUCAAUCUAAGCUCUAUAUUUGUUGAAGUUGACACCCCACUGGGUCGUUAUGGAACUAGAAGCAGUGCUGCUUUGACUGCAAAAACAAAUGGUGAAGUUACCUUUUACGAGACUUAUCUGGACAAAGACAUGUGGAAGGAACAGUCUGUCAGUUACCAGAUUCAGAAGCUCCAGGACAAUGGAACCAAUCCAGAUUCAGAGGCUCUGGCUCAUAUAUAAUUUGCUUGUCUGUGCUGUGGACUGUUUGUGAAUAUGUAUAUGCAGCAUAUCUAUUAUCCACCAUAUGACUCAAGUCAUGCGUAUUUAUGUUAUAAAAGAAAGCCUUGCCAAGGCACAUUUAUCUAUAUUAAUAUUAAAAGAACAGCCCAGAUUCAUGUUUCAGAA